Acanthosepion pharaonis is the source of this 642-nucleotide messenger RNA. The record is from the annotation of a GenBank genome assembly. NCBI's taxonomy places the organism in Eukaryota, Metazoa, Mollusca, Cephalopoda, Sepiida, Sepiidae.
AUGAAUUUUCAUGUGUCUUUUACUCCAGAAUCUGACUUGCAUAUUUUCUGUCUGAGUGUAAACCGAAAAGCACAAAGAUUGAUUGCCGGCAUCAUUCAGUGGAUUGAGCCUGAUGAGACCGAAGCUCCAUCCUCUAGAGACCUCUCCCUAGUGCCAGCAUCUAAAGACCUCUUCGUCGCACCAUCUUCUAGACCCCUCACCCUUCAUCUAGGGCCAUCUCCCUCUCUCCAUACACUAGUGCCUUCUCUCUCUCUCCUUGCUCUAAAGCCUCCUCUCUCAAUUUACAGCACACUCCUUAGCUCUAAACGUUACAGCACACUUUCUUGCUCCAUCAGGUCAGAUCAAAUCUGGAACCUUGGUAUUGCACUCAUGUUUACCAUACCGCACUUUACAGCCCUCAUGCCUCUCUUUGCGUCCCUCGUGUCAACCACACACUACUUUACGACCCUCAUGUCUGCGGCACUUCUCCUUGUUGGUCUCAUGGCUAGAGCACUGCUCUGUACCGCCCUCAUGUCUACCGGACUGCUCUUUAUGGCCCUCAUAGCUACAACACUGCUCUUUACGACCGUCAUGAUUGCCUCACUGCUCUUUCCUUUAUUUUCCAUCUCCCUUUCUAUUCCCACAAUUAUAUUUUUACUGUGA